This is a messenger RNA of Laccaria bicolor S238N-H82, 1098 nucleotides long. RefSeq lists its product as uncharacterized. Gene Ontology annotation, biological process: peptidyl-threonine phosphorylation; peptidyl-serine phosphorylation. The transcript has 5 exons. Lineage: Eukaryota; Fungi; Basidiomycota; Agaricomycetes; Agaricales; Hydnangiaceae. The annotation marks the transcript as partial. Gene Ontology annotation, molecular function: protein serine/threonine kinase activity; ATP binding; protein serine/threonine/tyrosine kinase activity. The record is from RefSeq and is a predicted model, not a curated record.
UUAUCGGACUACGAACGCAAGGAAAUUCUUGACUACCCGUCAAUUUAUUGCUUUGGUGCGAAAAGCAAAAAGAAACCUGCGGUCCUUGAUAAUUCAUUGAAUAACUACGGCUAUGAUGACGAAAGAGGAGACUACCUAGUUGUUAACAAUGACCACCUCGCAUAUCGCUAUGAAGUCAUCGACACACUAGGAAAGGGGUCAUUCGGUCAGGUAUUGCACUGUCGCGAUUAUAGUACUGGAGAAUCUGUCGCUAUCAAGAUCAUCCGGAACAAGAAGCGGUUCCAUCACCAAGCAUUAGUGGAAAUAAAAAUUCUUGAUAACCUUCGUAAAUGGGAUGUUGACGAAAAGCACCAUGUGAUCAAGAUGACAGAACACUUUUACUUUCGAAACCACCUCUGCAUCGCUAUGGAACUGCUCAGUAUCAACCUUUAUGAGCUUAUCAAGGCCAACGGUUUUGUAGGCUUUACAACAGCCCUGAUACGACGCUUUACCAGCCAAAUGUUGAUGUCAUUAACUUUGAUGCGUCACCACCGAAUAGUCCACUGUGAUUUGAAACCCGAGAAUGUCUUGCUGCGACACCCUGCUAAAAGCGCCAUCAAGGUCAUCGAUUUUGGUAGUAGUUGCUUCGAGCACGAGAAAAUUUAUACUUACAUACAAAGCCGUUUUUAUCGAUCACCUGAAGUAAUUCUUGGCAUGAAUUACCAUAUGGCUAUUGAUAUGUGGAGCUUGGGAUGCAUUCUAGCUGAACUUUACACAGGAUUUCCAAUAUUCCCUGGAGAGAAUGAACAAGAGCAACUAUCUUGCAUCAUGGAAGUCCUGGGUAUUCCUGACAAGGAAUUUGUCAACCGUAGCUCUCGCAAGAAAUUAUUUUUUGAUACUAACGGCGCUCCUCGUGCCGUCAUCAAUUCCAAAGGCAGGCGACGCAGGCCAGGCACAAAAUCUCUCAGUCAAGUUUUGCGGUGUAACGAUGAGGAGUUUGUUGAUUUUAUCUCGAAAUGCCUCGUUUGGGAUCCCGAGCGACGAAUCAAACCACAAGCAGCUAUGCGGCAUCCGUUUGUAACUGCUGGACGGAGACUGAAACCCCCGCCUUCAGCAGGC